Molecule: messenger RNA, 552 nt
Organism: Camellia sinensis
Lineage: Eukaryota; Viridiplantae; Streptophyta; Magnoliopsida; Ericales; Theaceae
Source: RefSeq, a predicted model, not a curated record
AUGGGUUUGAUAAAAGGGGCUGCCAUUAGGAAUAAUGGAAUCAUAGUAACGCAUCUACAAUUUGCAGAUGAUACAAUACUGUUUUGUGAAGCUGAGUGGGUGGAAGUGGUGACCAUCAAACCCAUCCUAAGAUGUUUUGAAAUCCUAUUGGGGCUGAAAAUUAACUACCAUAAGAGUGUGAUUGCGAACAUUGGAGUGGAUGAAAUGUUGCUUCAGAGUUUUUCCUCUCGAUUAAAUUGUGCCCAUCAGAGGUUACCUUUUAAGUACCUAGGUCUACCUCUAGGAGCUAAUCCUAGUAGGUUAAGCACUUGGAAGCCAGUCUUGGACAAGUUUAAACAAAAGUUAUCUACAUGGAAAAGAAGGCUGCUUUCGUUUGCCGGGAGAUUGACAAUAAUUAAGUCCGUCAUGAGUAACUUGCCUAUCUAUUACUUGUCUCUGUUCAAAAUACCUAUGGGGGUAAAGCAAUUGAGAAGAUUCAAGCAAACUUUCUUUGGUGGGGAUCUGACCUCAGAAGGAAAGUUCACAUGGUUAGAUGGGAUACAGUUACCAUGA